AUGAUAGGAACACAGGGAGCAUGCGCGCUCACUGCCCCCAGGCGGCGCGGCCACGUCGGCGGGGCGGGAAUCCCUCGUCGGGCAACAGAGGCCGAGCAACAUCUUGGUGAACUUGACACGAUGGCAGCGGCGUGGGGGUUGCUAGGGACGCGUCGCGUUGUCCUGCUGGCGCUCGUGCCCCUCCUCUCCCCGGCGGCAGAAGGACAGAAAAUCGUUCCUGAAGGUUAUCAGCGCGAUAUCCGCCCAGUCAAGCCAGGCGGAGGCCCGACGCUCGUGGCGUUCAGCAUGAAGGUGAAUGGGGUUUUCGAGGUGAAUUUAGAGGAUAUGUCCCUGCUUUUCGAGCUGUACUUCCGCGUGUCGUGGCAGGACGACCGCCUCCUGUACCCGCUCGACGACGGCCCCCCCGGCCACGGCGCCGCGGGAGGCCUCCACCGCGCCGCCGCCGCGCCGCUCUCGCCCGCGCCCGAAGUCACGUCCAUGGCGAUGUCCAGCGACUUCCUCAAAAGGGUUUGGGUUCCUGACGUGUUCAUCAGGCGAACGCGCAGAAUCGACACGUUUCGGCUGCUGCAGGAUUUCCAGGGCGUUAUCUUCCACUCCGACAACACCGUGUUCACUUCCACGAUGAUGCAGUUCCAACUUGGUUGCGCUAUGACGUUUGAAAAAUAUCCCUUUGACACGCAAGAGUGCAUGUUCUUUAUAACGAGUUAUUCGUACAGCAUCGAAGAGUUAAGGUUUACGUGGAUGGAAAUGGGGUUAUCCAAGGACCCAGAGCUGGAGAAACAAUUGGCAAAUUACGACUUCCACCUCGUCGGGUACAACGACACCGAAUGCCUCUGUCUCAAUUGCAUUCCACAAAGGACAGCCUGCAUCAAGGUCCAGCUGGUUCUGCGCCGCCGGAGCCUCAUCCACGUCCUGGGCUCGUUCGUUCCCUCGUCCCUGUUCGUGAUGGUCGGGUGGACGUCACUCUUCUGGCCCGCUGACGUCAUCCCAGGGCGCACUGUGCUCGCCGUCACCUCGCUGCUCACUGUGACUUCAAUGUACUCCGCCAUCAGGCAGAGCAGUCCGGCCACGAGCUACGUUAAGGCUAUCGACGUGUGGCUUUUCAUGUGCAUCCUGCUAACUAUGGUGCCGCUGUUCCAGUACGCGCUGGUUCUGACCCAAAGUGCUUCAACAUUCACCAGGACUCAGGAGGGCGCCAAGACCGACUACGAAGUGAAGACCGAGCGCAUUGGUCGUCUCGGCAUUCCUCUCGCCUUCCUGGUGUUCAACCUCGCCUACUGGCCCGUCUACCUCUAG
This is a messenger RNA of Penaeus chinensis, 1296 nucleotides long. RefSeq names its product glutamate-gated chloride channel alpha-like. NCBI's taxonomy places the organism in Eukaryota, Metazoa, Arthropoda, Malacostraca, Decapoda, Penaeidae. Bases 1 to 1296 code for a protein of 431 amino acids. Gene Ontology annotation, cellular component: synapse; membrane; neuron projection. Gene Ontology annotation, molecular function: transmembrane signaling receptor activity; neurotransmitter receptor activity; chloride channel activity. The record is from RefSeq and is a predicted model, not a curated record. Gene Ontology annotation, biological process: chemical synaptic transmission; chloride transmembrane transport; nervous system process. The transcript is spliced from 11 exons.